This is a messenger RNA of Histoplasma mississippiense, 6162 nucleotides long. RefSeq lists its product with no specific name. The transcript has 23 exons. The record is from RefSeq and is a predicted model, not a curated record. Bases 1 to 6162 code for a protein of 2053 amino acids. Lineage: Eukaryota; Fungi; Ascomycota; Eurotiomycetes; Onygenales; Ajellomycetaceae. Gene Ontology annotation, biological process: proteolysis. Gene Ontology annotation, molecular function: serine-type endopeptidase activity; polygalacturonase activity.
AUGUCUCCGCCAUCGAAAUGUUUCAAGACAAUAUUAAUAUCCGAGUAUUCCCAGUCCAGGGAUCACUCUCGACAGGCUACUCCCAACCCUCCAUACAUGGUGGACAACCAACACAAUUAUUACAAAACUGCACCAGACAAAGGAGAACAAAAUGGGCCAGUAUGGGUUGAGUCUGGUAGUUUUGAGGCCUACAUGUCACAGCACUUAAAACAACUUAAUCGCGCCUCUGUUGAUGUUUCUGAGGACUUAAACAAAGCUGCUGGAAGUGCUCCAAACACUACUGCUGCUAGUAGCUACUGGUUGCCGAAGCUUGCCCGUUUGGGAGUUCAACCCCUUGCUGGAGCCGAUUACAAGUUUUACCGAGAUGUUGUGGAGUAUGGUGCUGAUAAUACAGCAAUUGAAGAUGGCGACCGAUGCGGAUUGGAAUGUGGGAAUACAUUUGCAAAAGGCGCUAUCAUCUAUUUUCCUCCGGGAACAUAUAAAAUCUGCCGCCCUAUCAUUCAGCUAUACUAUACUCAGUUCAUUGGUGAUGCUUUGGACCCGCCUACAAUCAAAGGGUGUGAUACCUUUCAAGGCAUUGCCCUUUUUGAUACAGAUCCAUAUGUUCCUAAUGGUAAUGGUCAAAAUUGGUACAUCAACCAGAAUCAGUUCUUCCGUCAAAUUCGGAAUUUUAUUUUUGACCUAACUGAGAUGCCUCUCUCGACGGCUGACCAUGACCAGCCGCUUGUACCAACAGGUAUCCAUUGGCAGGUCUCUCAGGCUUGCUCAUUGCAAAAUUUGGUCUUCAACAUGCCUAAAGCGACUGACAGUAACAAAGUCACUCAUGUUGGCAUUUUCAUGGAAAAUGGUAGUGGGGGAUUUGUCUCCGACUUGGUAUUCAAUGGGGGGAAUAUUGGCUGGCGUGCUGGCUCCCAGCAGUAUACAGCAAUGAAUCUCAAAUUCAAUGGUUGCCUCACUGCAGUUCAAAUGAUUUGGGACUGGGGAUUCAAUUGGCAACGUAUUGAGGUUGAUGGUGGAGCCAUUGCCUUCAAUAUUAGUGGCAGGGGUGGUGACACUGGCCAGGGUGUAGGUUCGGUUUCUAUCAUUGUUAAGAGUGAUGAUGGUGAUGUCAUUCUCGAUGGCACUAAUCAUGUUGGCCUCUGGGCAAUGGGACGUCGCUAUGAUGGAUACAAUGGAACUUACAUUUCAGGUGAAGUUGAUGCACCUAAAAAAGGAAAGCGCCUGCUGGAUGACGAUGGCAAGCUCUUCUAUCGACCUCGCCCUCAAUACGAGGACCUCAAGGUAGACGAAUUUCUGAUUGCUACCGAACAUGACUGCAAGAAUGAUGGAACCGGGGAUAAUACAGGAGACAUUAAUGCUUUUCUUGAGAAGGCCAAAAAGGAACGCAAAAUUGCGUACUUCCCAGCAGGUGUCUACAGAGUUGGUGGCACUGUAUUCAUUCCAACAGGCUCUAGAGUGCAAGGUGCGAGUUGGUCACAGAUACAAGGAGCUGGGUUUUACUUCAAUGAUAUUCAUAAUCCACGUGUGGUAGUGCAAGUUGGUGAGAAAGGUGAUGUAGGUGACAUGGAGAUAGUUGAUAUGAUGUUCACUGCUCAAGGAGCUACAGCUGGCGCCAUCCUUGUUGAGUGGAACGUGCAUGAGGACAGUCAAGGGUCUGCUGCUAUGUGGGACUCACAUAUUCGUGUGGGAGGAGCUGCUGGUACAGAUCUAGAUAUAGAGACUUGUCCAAAGUUUGAGUUUAGUGAUGCUUGUAUUUGUGCUUCACUCUUGUUCCACAUCACUCCCCAAGCCUCAGGGUAUUUUGAAAAUAUUUGGAUAUGGCUUGCGGACCAUGACAAUGACAAGAGUGUCUACGAUUCCCCUGAUAAGAUUGCGAAUCAAAUUAGUCUAUACGCUGCUCGUGGAACACUGAUAGAGUCUGACGGGCCGUCCUGGCUCUACGGUACUGGCUCUGAACACACUGUUAUGUAUCAAUAUCAAGUAUAUGGAGCAAAAGAUAUAUAUCUCGGCCAUAUUCAAACAGAGACUCCAUAUUAUCAGCCAGUUCCUAUAGCGCCUUUACCAUUUUCCUCUGCCAAGGAAUUUCCUGGUGAUCCAUCUUUUGAGAAGUGUAAGACCACUGGUUGUUCAACAGCUUGGGGUCUGCGCAUUAUCAAUUCAGAGGGUAUCACACUUCACAGUUCAGGAUUAUACAGCUUUUUCCAGGAGUAUUACCAGGACUGUGUUCCAACGCACAAUUGUCAAGAGCGCAUUCUUGAAGUUAAAGGGAGUAAAGAUGUUGCUCUUUUCAACACUUUUACUGUUGGAAUUGUGGAAAUUGGAACUGGAAUAAACCAUGGUGCUAUUUUCCAGAAUGAUUCAAAUCAAAGUGGAUUUACAACCGAGGUUAGCGUUUGGAUUCCUUUGGAAGGAGACGAUGAAUAUGAUAUUGUUUAUGUUGGGCCUGAAGUCUAUGAUAAGCCAUCACUUACAUGCCCAGCCGAUUGCAUUCUUGUGUUUCCUACAAGCUCGCUCUCUUCAAAAACAACUAUUGACCCUGGUAAAUAUACAACUUCUGUUGAGUAUGGGCAUCGCAGCACAACAACCAUCGGUGGACGAGAAGUACCCACAUUCUACACAACUGUCACUACGAUCACAUUGACUAUAGACCCAAUCACCACAGAUGGAAUGCCCUACUCAAACAUCAAUAUCACUGAAGGACAGACAAGUACUCCUCUCACUGUACUGCCUAGUGUUGAUAUUCCACCCAUUCCUGUACCAAUCCCGGAUGGAGAAGGGAAGACAACCACUCGCAAUAUCACAGUUCCACCAUGGCCAGCUAUUACCAGAGGACCACCGGAGAGCUGGAACAAUCCUAAUGCAUCCCCUACAGAUGGCACGAAGGAAGGAGUUUACCACACUCCUUUUGUAACCACUGUUGUUGCCACUAAACCCACUGUUUCAACUCUUUCAUUUCCAUCAACUGUCAGUCCGAUUGUGGUGAAAUGUCCACCCCACUCGAAAGUUCCUUUCAAUACUCCGAAAACAACACCUACAAUCAACUGUAGAGUUCCCACAACAGUGUCUAUCGCUUUCACUUGCCCUGCAACAAAAGUUGUUACAUUUAUUGGUUCCUCCACGGGUGUUUUCACAGUUGACUGCACUGUCUCAACAACAUUCACCAAGCCAGAUCAAACAAUUACUUCAGGGCCCACGAAUAAACCACCACCGCCAGUAUGGCCAACAUGGCCCCCUCGAGUGGUCACACCAAUUGAAGAAGAGGUCAAAAAACCAGAGCCAGGUAAAACACCAUGCAAACUCUGGUUCUUCUCUUUCUGUCCGAACGGAGACGAAGGUGAAACAAAAGGCUUACGCUGGAAUCUCCCACCGGGCAUUUACCCACCGGGCCCGCCACCCCCGCGCGCAAUAGAUCUUCCUCCAUCAUGGACGAUAAAAUCGCCUCUCCCACCCUGGCCCCCAAUCACUGUUGGGCAAGAUCGUAUCUUAACAUACCCCAAAGAGGAGCCUACUAAAUGCGAGAAAAAAUCUGCAGAAAUAUGCAUGACAACUGUAUUUAAGACAACAACCACUCGUGGAACAAUUACCUCCACAGCCUCAUCCACCAGUUCAACUUGUGAUACAAUUCGUGGGUGUUCAGCAUCAGAUUGGGAUACAACAACAACACAAACCAAACCAGAUCACUGUCCAUCACCCACAGCCAAUCCAGUGAAGGGCGCUGCAUCCAUCAUACCACCCCCUGGCUGCCCUGCAAAUGCCAUCGUUUAUCCAUCAAAUAUGAAAGAUGUGGGGCAAAUUCCUCAGAUUCUUGCUAAAUACAAGGGAAAAUAUGUCGAGAUCAAAUCAAUUGAGCUUCAGCAGGUAGCAUUCAUUUGGGUUCCUUUGUUGGACCAAGAGACCAUGGACGUCUUGUUAGAAUCUCCCGAUGUUGCAGACGCUUAUUACUACGAAACCUGGUAUGCUAAUACAAACCGGAGAGGCUCGGACUCAGACCGCAGAGCUAAACGUGAUAAUACCCCCCCUGAACCUAUAUUUCCUUAUAAACAGGGGAAUAUCAAUCAUUCGACCAGCAAUAGAGCAGUUCUGGAUGAGCAUAACACAAAUCAAUCUGCACAGUCAACUUCAAAGUCACGAUCGAACCAGGGUAUUUGGGACCUCUCUCAGGUCUCCUCUCCGAAAAAGGAAGUUUGGAACUUACCAGGCGGUUCUACCGUGGAUGGAAAUGGCGACCCUAAGUUCAACUAUGAUGAAACUUCAGGAAGAGGUCAGCAUAUAUAUAUACUGGAGGACGGCUACUACAAAGAUCACCCUGAAUUUAGAGGUGUGGACAUUGAACUUUUGUUUCCAGAUGAUGUGAACCAGCAGCCAUGGGCUCCCGAGGUAAUCCUUUCGCCUAGGGUUGAUCACGGGGCUGAGGUGGCUUCCAAGGUUGUUGGGGCCAAUUUGGGCUUCUGUGACAAUUGCAAACUCCAUGUGGCACCUUUCUUUCUACUUGGUGAUUUGUGGUAUGAACGAUUAAUCGAGCAGUUGAUGACCAUCCAGAACCGUGUGCGGCGUAACGGUUUCCAGUACAAAGCAGUCAUUAACAUGAGCUUCGACCUCGACGACGAUGUGAGAGAGGCGUGUUUGAGAAGAAUUCAUGAAAUGCUCGCGACUCUAGAUAGUUGGGGUGUUUCUAUUGUUGUCGCGGUUGGCAAUGUUGACCCGGAUUUUCCAGAUGGUGUCUUCUACCCUGCUCUCUUCGGCGAACCUGGAUCUCCAUUUUACAUGGAGAACCUUAUAAUUGUUGGAGAGACAGAUGAAGACGGCAACCAGGGACCGUCCGGUUUGUACCGGACCUGGAUAACCACUUUUGCCCCUGGAUAUGGGGUCUGGGUUCCGCAAACGCCUACAGGCGGCUACACGGUAAAGGCCGGAACCUCCCUUUCUGCCCCUCUCGUAUCUGGUUUAAUCGCAUAUUAUCGAUCGAUUCAGUCCCCCUGGCAAGACCAAUUGAAGGAUCCUGCUAACGUGAAGAAAAUGAUCAAGAUUUUUCACCGUCGCAUUGAAGUCUACGGCAAACAGAUUGACAUGACAAGGGCGAAACCUAUCAUCUGGAAUGGACAGGUGGAUACUCGUUCCUGUCUAGCUGACUAUGAUACAAUUGACGAAUGGGACCAGGGAAGAAGGUGUCCAAGAAUCAGAGAAAAACUUGAAGACGAAACAAAUGAGGGAGAAACUGUGGAGCCUUGUCAACCCGGAACUGGUAACCCGCUCAAGGAGCUCGACGGCUCUUAUUGCCCGCGCAUGCCCGGCGCCGGCGCCGGCGGCCAUACUGUUAGUUUCACCAGUAAAGCUGGAGUGAAGCCCACUCCCACAUGUGCAUCCGGAACCGGCUGUGGCGGCCACUUAUGCACAGGCUUUUUCUGUUCACCAAUGCCAACAGGAGUGCCCCCAGAUCGCCACGACCCGAAAGAUCCAAACGCAAGCAGUCGGGUGCCGACGACCACCGGGCCCGGUGACCCAGAACCCACAUGCGAUGAUAAAUGCAAGUUGGACAAAGGCAACCGAUGUUCAUGCGGUGAAAAUGGAUGUGACUCAGAAUCGCCAAGCUGCUGUGCCAAUGCCAGCUGUCCAAUGUGUGAAUGUGGGGGCAACACCUGCUCCCCCAGCUCACCAGCCUGUUGCAAGACUGAAACAUGUCAAUGGUCAUGGACUGGUGGCGGCGGAGGUGACGGAAGCGGGAAACCUCCAGGGCCCCGUCUUGGUACUUUGCUCUUUGCUUUGGACGAAACCUACACUUCGCACCCUGGGGGUGGCGUGUUGACCCGCUUCUGGAAAGUGUUCUUGUCAGAACUCCAUAAAGAGCCAAAUCCGUGCACAAGCACGCCUCUUAUAGUUGUAGACGCGUCCUCAGACCCAGAGAAUCGCCCUAAUUACCCUCCAUCGAUCGAAUUUGCAGUCGGGCCGGGGCAUAGGUGCGCAUACACAGGAAACUCAAAUGGGGCAGGCAUUCUGGAGUGCGAUGGGUCCAAACACGCUUCCUGCAAGGCCAGAGGUCUCGAUGAAAAGAAACUUUGUUUUGGCUCACCCCCGUCAACCUUCUACAUGGCUGUGGAUUGCUAUAGAGAAGCAGCAGAGCUAGCGGUCGAGAGAUCGCCGGUAGAUUGGCGUCAACGCUUCUGA